Messenger RNA from Pyrus x bretschneideri (Chinese white pear), 2068 nucleotides. Its product is annotated as poly [ADP-ribose] polymerase 2. Bases 79 to 1989 code for a protein of 636 amino acids. The transcript is spliced from 18 exons. The record is from RefSeq and is a predicted model, not a curated record. Gene Ontology annotation, molecular function: NAD+ poly-ADP-ribosyltransferase activity. Lineage: Eukaryota; Viridiplantae; Streptophyta; Magnoliopsida; Rosales; Rosaceae.
GAAAGACAAGACCUCAAUACUGCAACUCGCGCUUCAAAAUCCCUCCUCCGCUUCACAGUUUCAACCAUCUCUCCCACAAUGGCAAGCAAGCUCAAAGUAGAAGAGCUCCGAAACGAAUUGGCUCAGCGUGGUCUCCCCACCACCGGAGCGAAGCCCAUCCUGGUUCGGAGGCUCGAUUCUGCUCUUCGCGAGGAGAAGAAGCAACUCACAGGCGCAAGUGAUGGUUCAGCAGCAGAAGCUUCACUGGUUAGUGGAAAGAGGAAAAGGAAGUUAAUUGAAGAGGAGGGAGGUGGGGAGUCAACUGUGUCCGAGAAAAUGAAGGCCACCGAAAAGUUUAGUGGCAUGAGCGUGAAGCAAUUGCGCGAAGAAGCCGCUCUUCGUGGAGUUUCGACAUCUGGGUCGAAAAAAGACUUGCUGGAGAGGCUUUCUGAACAUUCUGAUGACAUUCCUCUAGGUAAAGCUAAUGAGGAAGGAAAUGGUAGCAAGGAGAAGAUAGUAACCGCAACCAAAAAGGGUGCGGCGGUACUGGAUCAGUGGCUACCGGAUGACAUAAAGGCACAUUAUCAUGUUUUGCAACUGGGGGAUGAUAUAUACGAUGCCAUGUUAAACCAGACCAAUGUUGGUCAUAACAACAACAAGUUCUAUCUGAUUCAAGUUCUUGAAUCUGAUGUUGGUGGAAGUUUCAUGAUUUACUAUAGAUGGGGGAGAGUAGGUGUUAAGGGUCAGAACAAGCUAGCUUCUCACGCAUCCCUCGAGAGUGUGAUCAAUGAGUUUAAACAGAAAUUCUAUGACAAAACCAGGAAUGAUUGGUCCAAUCGAAAAAUGUUCCAGCCUAUCCCAUCCUGCUAUAUGUGGAUAGAAAUGGAUUACAAUGAAAAGGAAGCUGUCGAAGAAAAGAAUGGCUCUGCUUUAGGACGUCAACCUUUGGAAACACAACUUGAGCCCUGCAUUGCAAAGUUUAUAUCUCUUAUUUGCAACAUCGGCAUGAUGAAGCAGCAUAUGAUGGAAAUAGGAUACAACGCUGAUAAGUUGCCUCUGGGUAAGCUUAGCAAAUCAACAAUUCUAAAGGGCUAUAACAUCCUGCAGAGGAUUUCUGAUGUGAUUGGCUCAUCUAACAGGAAAUUAAUCGAACAAUUAAGCGGAGAGUUCUACACUGUCAUUCCUCAUGACUUCGGGUUUAAAAAAAUGCAUAACUUUGUGAUUGAUACUCCUCAGAAGUUGAAACACAAGCUAGAAAUGGUUGAAGCACUAGGUGAAAUUGAGGUUGCAACGAAAUUGUUGAAGGAUGACACAGGAAUGCAGGGAGAUCCCUUGUAUUCCAGUUAUCGACGCCUUCAUUGUGACAUGACACCGGUUGGUGCUGAUUCUCAUGAAUUUGAUAUGAUUACAAAAUAUUUGCAUAAUACUCAUGCAAAAACACAUUCAACUUACACUGUUGAUAUCGUUCAAAUAUUUCGCACAUCUAAAGAGGGUGAAGUUGAACGCUUCAGAAAGUUUUCUAGUACGAAAAAUAGAAUGCUUUUAUGGCAUGGUUCUCGUCUUACAAAUUGGGCUGGUAUAUUAUCUCAAGGCUUGCGCAUAGCUCCACCUGAAGCCCCAGUGACUGGUUACAUGUUCGGGAAAGGAGUUUACUUCGCAGACAUGUUCUCCAAAAGCGCAAAUUAUUGCUAUGCAUCUAAUGGCUGUACAUCUGGGGUGCUGCUUCUAUGUGAGGUUGCGCUGGGUGACAUGGCUGAGCUUUUAACUGCUAAGUACGAUGCUGACAAGUUACCCGUAGGAAAACUAAGCACUAAAGGAGUUGGGGGAACUGAACCAGAUUUUUCAGAAGCUCAGUUACUAGAUGAUGGUGUCGUGGUUCCCCUAGGAAAGCCGAAAGAGAAUACAAGCCGCCCGAAGGGUUCAUUACUGUACAAUGAGUACAUAGUUUACAAUGUGGAACAGAUCAGGAUGCGCUACGUUGUUCAAGUUAAUUUCAAUUUCAAGAUAUGAUUAGCAUCUGGAUGUAUAGAACUAGAUAUAACGGUGUUCAUUUUGCCAUUAUUUAUUUAUCAUUGUUUUUCGACUUGUC